Messenger RNA from Monascus purpureus, 2151 nucleotides. The record is from the annotation of a GenBank genome assembly. Lineage: Eukaryota; Fungi; Ascomycota; Eurotiomycetes; Eurotiales; Aspergillaceae.
AUGAGCUCGACAGGCCCCAUGAGGGUCUCUCAGGCUUCGCCUUGCGACGAUAAGGAAACUCCCAAGACACGUUCUUUCUAUCUGCGGCCUUCACCGUUACCUUUGCAUCCCGACGAGCGUCCAUCCUCGACUCAAGGCUGCGUCUUGAAUCCACCGGUGACAGGUCCCCGCAGACUAUCACCCAUAAAGGCACAUCAACGGCCAAGCAUUACAGGCUCUGGGCGAAACAACCUAGGCUUUGUCUCAAUAACUGCACCUCCUCCUCAAAUGUUCACCACAGACUCGCCAACAAAGAAGUCUCCUACCCUUCCCCAUACGCCCUCCGCUACAUCUGUGCGACAGUCUGCUCUCUUCACAACAUUUUCUAGCCUAAAUCCAGACAAACAGCUUCGAAAUGAGAGCCAAUCUACUAGUCUGCCUCCCAGCGAUGGCCAUAUCGACUUCUCAAAACCCCCCCACGGUCCCAAGGCCCCGCCGAAAAGGCCUCUCCUGGAAGCGGCUCCGCUGAAAGAGAAAUCGACGAAAAAGCAAAAACGGGAAGAUACUCCCUCAAUUCGUCUACCUGAGCCCCAUGAAAUGCCGCCGAUUGAAGAUGACGGCACAAAACCUCCAUAUAGCUAUGCCACUCUGAUCGGAAUGUCAAUUUUGCGUGCACCUAAUAGACGCAUGACCCUGGCUCAAAUAUACAAGUGGAUAUCAGAUACAUUCUCAUACUACAAAAACAGUGACUCUGGCUGGCAGAACAGUAUCAGACACAAUCUGAGCCUGAACAAAGCGUUCGUCAAACAAGAGAGACCAAAAGACGACCCAGGGAAGGGCAAUUACUGGGCCAUAGAGCCAGGGAUGGAAGCACAGUUUCUCAAGGAUAAGCCUCUACGCCGUGCUACUAUGUCGAGCUUUCCGCUUCCGCCAGUUCCUCGCAAAGAUUCCACAUCGCAUUCACGGGAUACUAGCAGAGCUAUGUGGAUAGCCCCUCCAGCUUCUAGUUAUCCCUCAACAACUGCAAAAUCUACCAGAAAGGUGGAACUGUCCUCUGAUGCAACGCUUCCUGCUUCUGAUCCUGCUCUUCAGGAAGAUACAUGCGACGAAAGUAACAACGUUCUCACAUCCCAAGCUCCGCCCCCUCGUUCUUCUUCGCCUCAAGCUAUUCACUCAUCACCACCGGUUGCUCCCCCGCGUUUCAUACGCGAAGGCACUCCACCAACGCCAUCUCGCCGGACUGCACCGUCUGGUAUGAUGCCCGGUCCUAGAAAGCGAAAGCCAGCUAUCUUGAACGACAGUGGUUAUUUUUCUUCAUUAGACUCUUCGGCACGGAGAUCGAACAAGGGCGGGCACAUGUUGACUUCCGAUUUAAAUAUUGAGCCGCUCCGCAUAAAGCGUGGUCGUGCUGAGGAAGAGAUUGCCCGGAUUCGAAGCUCUUCUAACGACAUUAGUCCGGGCCAUUCUGGUAUCUUGAAAGACACUAGUCUGCUGGUGGGUUCUUCACCCUUCCGUGGAGAAUAUGUGAACAUGCUACCGCCUCCUCUUACUCCUGUAGUCAAGUUUAAAAAGCCAGCAAGGCCGCCACCAUCGGUAUCUCCUAAUACGAAUCUUCGAAACCACCGCAAGAAAAUCCAGCACAUGGUCAACUCUCCUAUUAAACAUUUGGGUCUAACUGAUGAGGAUUUGCCAUGGAGUCCUGCUUUCAAUAUUCAAGACGAAGAGUUCACCCCAAAUGAGAACUCUACCAGUUUUGACGUAUUCGCGGACUCUGCAGGAGAAAAUAUAUUUACUCCUGUAUAUGCUUCACCAGAGAAACGUUCCACUAAACGUCGACCAAACAGUGCAGCAGUUGGUAGCAAUAUACUUGCGGACAUUACAGCAGUGAAUGUGAACAGUCGAAUGAGUUUAUCUUCGUCGAACAAGUCAAAGGGUCUAGUCUUUCCCGAUUCACCUUCAAAAUUGCCGGAGGAAGGCCACUUUGUUGACGCUAGUAACGAUGAAUUCUUCUCAUUUCACCUCUUUGAUGAGAGCCCUGGUGAGGUUGACGGUGUCGAUCUUCUGCAAGGUUUUCAAAAGAUCGGAGGUACUAGCAAGGAUCAUCCAUCAAAUUCUAAGGGGCAUAUUUCUCGACCUCCCCUGAGUCAAAGGGGCAACGCUUCCCUUUUUUAA